Molecule: messenger RNA, 3163 nt
Organism: Gasterosteus aculeatus aculeatus (three-spined stickleback)
Lineage: Eukaryota; Metazoa; Chordata; Actinopteri; Perciformes; Gasterosteidae
Gene: c7h21orf91
Product: chromosome 7 C21orf91 homolog
Source: RefSeq, a predicted model, not a curated record
GGGAGCGAGGUUCUCUGGAUUCGCAGUGACGCGCUGGUGUUUGUGUGCUGCUCGCGGUGGCGAAACAGAGAACCGAGGGGUCCACCACACAAUAGGGACAGUCGGCCACCGGACACCGCUGAAGACAAAGCACGAUGGACGAAGAGGAGCAGUUUGUGAACAUCGAUCUGAACGAUGACAACAUCUGCAGUGUCUGCAAGCUGGAGACGGAGACAGGGACCAUGUCGUUCUGCCACGUCUGCUUUGAACUCAGCAUUGAAGGUGUUUCCUCUGCAACCUUAUUGCACUCCAAGUCCCUGCGCGGCCACAGAGACUGCUUCGAGAAAUGCCACCUCAUAGCCAACCAGAAGCUGUCCCGCUCCAAGGUCUCCAGGAGUGCCUACGAGGGCAUGAAGCUGGCCUUCAACCAGAAGCUGAACCGCAUCAUCCAGUACGCCCAGAACAAAGACUCCGUCUCCUCCAACGGCCCCGGCAGACGAGGGGCCAAGCUCCUCUGUUACAACCAGCAGAGCGACCGCAAGCUGCUGCCCCAGUCGGACCCACAAGUGCCCCACUACACGCCGUGCUGGGACGCGUGCAAAGCCGCGGGGCUGCCCGACUACACCAUGAGGAUGUUGGAGUGCCGCACCGUGGAGGAGCUGGGGCUGCUGCAGGAGUCGCAUGGCAGCGUUUGGAACGGCCCGCACACUCGGAACCAAUCUUCAGGAGGGGGACAAGCAGCGCACCGACACCAGGCCGGCCGCAGAGAUGAGCUGACUAAAAUGAGUGUGGACGAACUCCAUCAGCUGAACACUGAGCUGCUGAUGCAGAUUCAAAAGGUCUUUGAGGAGCUCACUUUGGCCGUGCAGGAAAAGGACUCGUUGGCGUCAGAGCUCCACGUGCGUCAUGUCGCCAUCGAGCAGCUCUUCAAGAACUGUGCCAAGCUGCCCUGGCUCCACAUCAGCAGGGCCGGGGUCAAGGCCAGCAGCAGUGUCACGGGCCCCGUGGAGUGAGGUGCUUGUGUGUCCCUUGCUGGGAGGAAACUGAUAAACGCUUCAAAAUCCGGGCUGCAGUGGGGCGCAUUAAAGGGCCUUUGUGUACAGUGAGUGGCGUGCUAGGACGACGUGGUGACCCCGCGUCGUCAGACCUGCUUUGGAGCGGCAUUUAAGGACCGUCUUCGCGCUCGUCGUUGCAGUGAGGAUGCAAGGAUUAGUGGUGACCUGAUCUGGCAUAUGACCUGAAUUCACCCCAGCUCAUGUAGCCAGGAUGCAUGUUAAUACCAGGUACAACGGAGAAACGGGGGCUCCACAGCGAGGACAUCUUUUGAGAUACCGACCCGGGGAAAACACAAACAUUUUAUCUGCAUCAUUUUACAGAAAUGAUUGCUGUUGGUUUUAUUCAACUUUUUUUUUGUUUGCUGUAAAACAUUUCAGUUUUUCAUUGUUUGGAUGUGGAUAAAAUACUGCUUAAUACUCCUUUACAUGUUACCUAAUGGUUCUCUGUAGAUCAGAUGAACGAUGCCCGUCAUAUUCACAUCAACAGGCGCUGCCAGGAGAGUCCGAUCACUCUAAUGUCAAGCGUGAACAACUGUUUUAUAGCCAAUGCAAUGGCUUGAAACAGGAGUUUUCAAGUGGCCUUCAAACUGCUCUGUCUUGACGUGGUGGUUUAUGGAAAGUGGUGAUCAGAUAGAUUUAACCGAAAUUCUAAAGUAUUGAAGAAAAGGAUCAAGUCUAAUCCGGAGAACAGUACAGCAGAGUGCAGGACACCACCCAAGAGUCCUCUAAAGCAUAAUUUCAACAAAUACAUCCCAAGUAUGAAAGUUAACAGGGCUGUAUUAUCUUUUCAUAUUUGACUUAUUUUGAGUUCAUUGAGUUCAUUACUUACCACUUUGUAACUGCUUGUUGGUAAGCAGUAGUUACUAUGUAUUUAGUUUCUAAUUCAGCCUUUGGUUUUAUAGUAACUAAUAUUGCUUGUGAGAUUUACUUGAUUUUGAGCACAGAGCUGUCUCACUAUUAAGCACAAGGCGUACGUAGGUGUGGCUAUACACUGAACCAGGGCUCUCGGAAAGAGGGGUUUACUUAUUUCAAAAGAAACCAAAGUAUGUUUUUGUUCCAUUUUAAAAGUGAACUGCACCGACGCAAUGUCCAUUAGCAGAGGAAGAUACAAUACCAAACCGAUUUUAAGUGUGUGGGGCUUAGUGACUUACCAGACUAUGAAUUAUUGACCCCCACACACACACAUAUAUAUAUAUAUAUAUGUAUAUUUUUUUUCUCUACCGCUGUCUGUGUAGAAAGGAUUUGUUCUUGUCGCACAUGGCGUAUUUGUCCUAAUUACGUGUAUUGAUCUAAUCUCAUUUGAAGCUUUAACUGUUUAACCCUUUCACCUGUGUGAGAGCCAAGUCGAUGUCACAGCAAUACACAGAGGUCCCUAAUGUUUGAACAGAAGGGGACGAUGUCGGCCACGGUAUUAACUGUCACUGUGUUAAAGACCACAGUUUUGGUUAAUUUAGUAUUCAGGAGCCCUAUGCAAGAAGGAUUCCAAUAAAUCUGAUUCCUUAAAUAGCAAAUAUCUAUGAGAAUAUGGCUGAUCUGAUUCUUCCUCAGAAGAGGUCUCAUAACCACUAGAGUGUAAUAAGCUGGGGAAAGAGGUUUUAUUCAGAUGGAUGUUUAGAAUAAAUCAACCUCGUCACCAUCUCUUUUGCUCUCUCUUUGUAAGAGAAUGAAUGUAUUCGACCCAUUUUCAGGGUUUCAAGUUUUUCCUCCAUUUUUAAACAUUUUCUUUGUACAACUGUAUUCAGUGUGCUUGGGUGUAGUCCAUCUUCAUCCAUUCAAUCUUCAGUUAUAUGUUGUUGUUUUUUUAUUUUAUGAAUGCGGUGUCUUUUGGUACGCUGCAGAAACAUGCCCGGGCCUGUGCAUCAGAAGAACAUUGAAAAUGGAUCCGCUUGUGUCAUCAUCUUCGACUGGAGACUGUCGACUGUCAGAAUACCUGUCGCCACUCCUUCCUUUGGACCUGACUCUUUGUUAAUGUGUUUUCUAAUGUUGAACAAGGCUGCAUUUGUGUUGUGUGAUGAUUCUAUUUAUUGUGUGUGCAUCCAUGGACCUUACACAUGCUGUGUGAUUUGUGCUUAGGUGGCCGUUUGUAUUUUCUUGCAAAAGAUUUCAAUAAAACUAUUUUUUCUAGACAA